AUGAUUAAAAACUAUGUAAAGCGAGCCCUCCUUUAGAGGUAUUUACCAACAACAGGUUGUUUUUAUGAGUUUUCAGAGUCUUAAGAUACAGAAAAAAAGAAGACUAGGUUAAAAUAUACUUAUGAAGAAUAAUAAGAAAUCAAUAGAUAAAAAUAAAGUAAUAUUCUCAUUCAUAUUAAGGCAAUUUUUUAUUAAAAAGGAUUCUAUUAAGCUAUUAUAGAUAUAAACCUAAUAAAGAAGAGAUGAUCAAGAAAAUAAACUAAUAUUUCAACCCAAAAAAGUAAAAAGCUGAAGAAGCAAUCACUGAGACACAAGAAGGUGAAGAAGGCUAAGAAGGUCAAAAACCAAUAAAAAGAGUUUCUCGUAUUAGUAGGACUAGUAAAUAGAGAAUCUUUAGAGACUUAGUACAUGAAAAGAAGAUCUUCAAAUAUAAAAGAGAUUAUAUAUUUUCUAACAAAAUAAGACCAUAUAAGCCNUUAAUAAAUUAUGUAAGCUGCAAAAUCAUAAAUUAAUUUAUUUGAAUCAGAAGGUGGAAAAGAUUAUAUGAUCACUAAUGAUAAUAGUCUUAUUGAGAAAUUUGAUGGGAAGGAAACUCAAACUAAAGAUGAAAAAGACGAUAAAUAUAUCAGUGCUGAUGAAACCCAUACAGAUAGUGAAGAUAUUGAUUUAGAAAAUCUAUAGAAAAAGAAAGAAACUAAAGAUAUUUAUGGUGGCAGAACUACAAAAUCAUAUGAAUUUGAUACAGAAAGAAUUAAGGAUAAAGAUUAAGAAUUUUCAAAAUUAGUUGAAGAAUUAUUUGCUAAGGCUGAAGCAAAAGCUAAGGAAGCCAACCUUGAAUUUGAAUCUAAUUAUAGAAAAAACCCUCAUUUAAAAGUAUUUUAUAGUGACAACUUAAAUCCUCCUAAUGUACCUGAUGCUAAAUCAGUUUUUGAAGGAGUAGAUUUGGAAUAAUUAUUCCCCUCUGAAAUUCUCAAUGAUGAAACUAAGACUCCUUAUCUUGAUUUCAAAAAUGUUGAAGAUAUCGAAAAUCAUUAUUAUGAAUUAGUAAUAUCAUUAAAUUUAUAAUUGUUAGAAAGCUAUCUAUAGUCUUAGAAAAUAAGGUGAAUAGAAUAUCCUUGUUAAUCCAGAUGUUUAAAAAUUUAAUACAACUAUCACUGCUCAAACUUACAAAUAAAUUUUAAAUAAUCUUGAGGUGCCACAAGAGUAUUCAAAAUUAAAAUAAGAUACUUAAAAAUUGGUUGAUGCAGUAGGAGAAAUUAAAGUCACUGAUGCUGAUUUCUUAUUGAAGAUUUGGAAUUAUUAUAAUUGAUGAUAAAUAAGAAAUAUGUAUAAAAUAAAGA
This is a messenger RNA of Paramecium primaurelia, 1340 nucleotides long. NCBI's taxonomy places the organism in Eukaryota, Ciliophora, Oligohymenophorea, Peniculida, Parameciidae. The record is from the annotation of a GenBank genome assembly.